AUGAAGAUGGAGAGUAUCGUGUUGGCGUCUAUGUUCCUGGUGCUUUGUUGCCUCACGGAUGUAUCAUUGUGUCAAAAUUGCGGCGGGACGUUGAGUGCCUCCAGUGGUGAAAUCAAGUCUCCUGGAUAUCCGGACUCCUACCCUCCUUUCAGCAACUGCCAUUGGGAAAUUCAGUGCGAGGAAGGUUGGGAAGAAUUCGAUUCGCACUGUUAUUACUUCUCGGACGAGGAAAUGAACUUUACUGACGCACGAGCGGCCUGCGAGGCCAUGAAUGCUCAAUUGACAAGCAUUCACUCAAGUGAAGAGCAAAUGUUCAUACAAGAGCGCUGCCAGACUCCCACUGUUUGGAUCGGAGCGAAACCUACGGGAUGUCAAAACGAGAAUCCCUAUUGUUUUGAAUUUCUUGAUGGAACGGCCAACGACUAUCACCAUAUGUGGGAAAGUCUUCUCGGCACUUGCUCUACCACUUGUGGGAUCUCCUUAGCUCCAGAUCGAUGGGUUAACCGGGACUGUUCGGUAAAGAGGGUGGUGAUUUGCGAGUCUUCCCAAGCACAUGACGAAGACUGGAGUUGUAGAUAUGGACCAUGCAUUCAUAUGUCGAACCAAUCCUUCACCUUCGAUGAGGCCAGGUCUUAUUGCCAAGAGUUUCCUGGAGGUGAUAUGCUCUCCAUCGGGUCUGACCAUGGAAAGCAUUUGGAAAUGAUAUGGACCAUGCAUUAUUUGCCUCAUCCUUUGCCGAAGUGGGGUGAGUUUUGGAUUGGCCUAAGGCAGGGAGGGUCAGGUGACUGGGAGUGGGUGAACGGAUCUUCCUUCGAUUGGGACCGAUGGGAAGAGGGAUAUCCCACUCCUGGCGGCGGACAAUGUGCUGCUGUAACGGCGUCCUCCUGGGAUGAUAACAUUAUAGAUGAGUCGAAUUCCUACGUUUGCAAGAAGUCAAUGUGA
Messenger RNA from Darwinula stevensoni, 942 nucleotides. Lineage: Eukaryota; Metazoa; Arthropoda; Ostracoda; Podocopida; Darwinulidae. The record is from the annotation of a GenBank genome assembly.